This is a messenger RNA of Falco peregrinus (peregrine falcon), 2573 nucleotides long. It is a transcript of the gene HSPA2, whose product is annotated as heat shock protein family A (Hsp70) member 2. Gene Ontology annotation, cellular component: plasma membrane; cytoplasm; cytosol. The transcript has a single exon. Bases 268 to 2172 code for a protein of 634 amino acids. Lineage: Eukaryota; Metazoa; Chordata; Aves; Falconiformes; Falconidae. Gene Ontology annotation, biological process: cellular response to unfolded protein; vesicle-mediated transport; protein refolding. Gene Ontology annotation, molecular function: ATP-dependent protein folding chaperone; ATP hydrolysis activity; heat shock protein binding. The record is from RefSeq and is a predicted model, not a curated record.
GGGUUGGGCUGACGGGUGGGCGCCACGGUUCUGAUUGGCCAGGAGGUAGGGGCGGGCGCUCUUCUGCGAUUCACGGAGGCGAUUGGUCAGUAGUGGCGCGCGGGCGUCUAGAUUGGCCAUCAGGGUUCUGGCAGCUUCCAGAAGACGGCUGAGCCGGCUAUAAAGCGGGCGCCAACGGCGCUGUGCCGGCACAUCGCACCGCGAGCAGCAGCGGGAGCGGGCGGCGGGGGGACGCGAGUGAGCAGCUGAGCAGCGAGACCUGUCAUCAUGUCUGGCAAAGGGCCGGCAAUCGGCAUCGACUUGGGCACCACGUACUCCUGCGUGGGUGUCUUCCAGCAUGGCAAGGUGGAGAUCAUCGCCAACGAUCAGGGCAACCGCACCACACCCAGCUAUGUGGCCUUCACUGAUACGGAGCGCCUUAUUGGUGAUGCUGCCAAGAACCAGGUGGCUAUGAACCCUACCAACACCAUCUUUGAUGCCAAGCGCCUCAUCGGCCGCAAGUAUGAUGACCCCACAGUGCAGUCUGACAUGAAGCACUGGCCCUUCCGUGUGGUGAAUGAGGGUGGCAAGCCCAAGGUGCAAGUGGAGUACAAGGGUGAGAUGAAGACCUUCUUCCCAGAGGAGAUCAGCUCCAUGGUCCUUACCAAGAUGAAGGAGAUUGCUGAGGCCUAUCUGGGGCGCAAAGUGCAGAAUGCUGUCAUCACAGUGCCUGCUUACUUCAAUGACUCCCAGCGCCAGGCUACCAAAGAUGCUGGCACCAUCACUGGCCUUAAUGUGAUGCGUAUUAUCAAUGAGCCCACAGCAGCUGCUAUAGCCUAUGGCUUGGACAAGAAAGGUACCCGGGCUGGAGAGAAGAAUGUUCUCAUCUUUGACUUGGGUGGGGGUACUUUUGAUGUGUCCAUUCUUACCAUUGAGGAUGGAAUCUUUGAGGUGAAGUCCACAGCUGGUGACACCCACCUGGGUGGGGAGGACUUUGACAACCGCAUGGUGAACCAUUUUGUGGAAGAAUUCAAGCGUAAGCACAAACGCGACAUUGCUGGCAACAAGCGAGCAGUGAGGCGGCUGCGUACGGCUUGUGAGAGGGCAAAGCGCACCCUCAGCUCUUCCACACAAGCUAGCAUUGAGAUUGAUUCCCUCUACGAGGGCAUUGACUUCUACACCUCCAUCACUCGUGCCCGCUUCGAGGAGCUCAAUGCUGAUCUUUUCCGUGGCACCCUGGAGCCUGUGGAGAAGGCUCUGCGUGAUGCCAAGCUUGACAAGGGUCAGAUACAGGAGAUUGUGCUGGUGGGUGGCUCUACCCGUAUCCCCAAGAUCCAAAAGCUGCUACAGGACUUCUUCAAUGGCAAAGAGCUCAACAAGAGCAUCAACCCCGAUGAAGCUGUUGCUUAUGGCGCUGCUGUGCAAGCAGCUAUUCUCAUGGGAGACAAGUCUGAGAAUGUGCAGGAUCUGCUGCUGUUGGAUGUCACCCCUCUGUCCCUGGGCAUUGAGACGGCUGGUGGAGUGAUGACCGCUCUCAUCAAGCGCAACACCACUAUUCCCACCAAACAAACUCAGACCUUCACCACCUACUCGGACAACCAGAGCAGUGUCCUGGUCCAGGUGUACGAGGGUGAGAGAGCUAUGACUAAGGACAACAACUUGCUGGGCAAGUUCGACUUAACGGGCAUUCCCCCAGCACCCCGUGGAGUCCCCCAGAUUGAGGUCACUUUUGACAUCGAUGCCAAUGGUAUCCUGAAUGUCAGUGCUGUGGACAAGAGCACGGGUAAGGAGAACAAGAUCACCAUCACCAAUGACAAGGGUCGCCUUAGCAAAGAUGACAUUGACCGUAUGGUGCAAGAGGCGGAAAAAUACAAAGCGGAGGAUGAAGCUAACAGAGAUCGGGUGGCAGCCAAGAACUCCCUCGAGUCCUACACUUACAACAUGAAGCAGACGGUGGAGGAUGAUAAACUGAAGGGAAAGAUCAGUGACCAGGACAAGCAGCGAGUGCUCGACAAGUGCCGGGAGGUGGUCUCAUGGCUCGAUCGCAACCAGAUGGCUGAGAAGGAAGAGUAUGAGCACAAGCAGAAAGAGCUGGAGAAACUCUGCAACCCCAUCGUCACAAAAUUGUACCAGGGAGCUGGAGGGGCUGGGGCAGGCGGCUCCGGUGGCCCAACCAUCGAAGAAGUAGAUUAAGAGGACUGAAGUAUAGACUGGUUUAUGGACAGUCGCUCUGUUCUUUGCUUUGUAUUUUUUUUUUUUCCUAAUGUUUAAGGAAAACGUCCUUGCCGAUAACAGAGUUUAUUCUGUUGGGUGUGUAUAAAGGCAGAUCUGUCAGCUUGGUUUUGAUAAAAGGGAAGGCACGUCCUGCUUUAUAAGGUUAGUAAUAGACAAGUUUUGUUAAUUCAGACACUGCUGUUUGUACUCUGGAUGUUUGUCUCUGUUCAAAUGUCUCUCCGUAACCACUCGCCUGUUGCAGUUGGCAAGUUUCAAAUUAUGCAUGAAAAUCUUUAGGGAAGAUUAAAAAAAAAAAAAAGGCAAGCCAAAUUUGGCUUCGGGAAAUUUUGGUAACAAAUAAAACAUAUUUAAAGCAUAAA